Messenger RNA from Anoplopoma fimbria (sablefish), 3715 nucleotides. RefSeq names its product palmitoyltransferase ZDHHC12-B-like. Gene Ontology annotation, molecular function: protein-cysteine S-palmitoyltransferase activity. Gene Ontology annotation, biological process: peptidyl-L-cysteine S-palmitoylation; protein targeting to membrane. NCBI's taxonomy places the organism in Eukaryota, Metazoa, Chordata, Actinopteri, Perciformes, Anoplopomatidae. The transcript has 5 exons. Bases 45 to 839 code for a protein of 264 amino acids. Gene Ontology annotation, cellular component: Golgi apparatus; endoplasmic reticulum. The record is from RefSeq and is a predicted model, not a curated record.
GAGGAAGCAUGGUGGAGGAGAGGCUGCAGUGAAGGACUCCUAGGAUGGUGCAGAACAUGUUUCGGACCGGGUUCCUGGUCCGGGCCACUCACACCCUGCUCACCUGGGUCAUAACCCUCAUUCUGUUCCUGCACAACACAGAUUUGCGUAAGUGUGAGGAGCGAGGAGAGCUGCUGCUGCCGGUUCUGUUCUUCCUCCUGGUCAUGAUGUCGGUGCUCUUAUACUUUGCUGUUUCCUUAAUGGACCCCGGCUUCGUUCUCACUGACACUGUUAAGGGUUCAAAUGAGGAAAUGGAGUCGAUGAUUCCUCAGUCUCCGACCCCUCGGCUGCGGCGCUGUGGAUACUGCCUGCUGCAGCAGCCAAUGAGAGCGAAGCACUGUCAGACGUGUAAGCGCUGCGUCCGCCGCUUCGACCACCACUGCCCGUGGAUCGAGAACUGCGUGGGAGAGAGGAACCACCGCUGGUUCAUCGUCUACCUGCUGGUGCAGCUGCUCGCUCUGCUGUGGGCGCUUCACAUCGCUCUGUCUGGCAUCUCCUCCAGUGUCUCCUGGGAGUUGUGGUUCAGAGCCAACGGGUUCCUGCUGGCGGCGCUGGCCGUGGUCGGCGUCUUCUCCGCGGUGGUGUUGCUGCUGCUGGGCAUCCACCUCUACCUGGUCUCCGUCAACUGCACCACCUGGGAGUUCAUGUCGCGUCACCGGAUCUCCUACCUGAAGAACUGCGGCGACGAGCAGAACCCGUUCGACCGCGGCGUCCUCUGCAACCUGUGGGAUUUCUUCUGCGUCUGCAGGACGGUGAUGUGGGAGCAGACGUACGACAGGAACACCCCCAAUUCUGUCUGAACAUCAGAACCAGACGCCACGCUACGUUCAGGGACAGCAGAACAUUGUUUAACCUCAAUAGAGGAGAUUUAAAUUAUUCUUAUGGUUCCUUUUGGAUCUAUAUUUGCAACUGGACCAAAAAGUACCUGCAAAAGUUGACACACAGUAUAAAAAACUUAACUUAUUACCUGCAUUUAAACUGGUUUGCUAAUUUACUUAAAUUUGCACCUGAUUUUUGAUACAGAUACUUUGCUUUGCUGCACAGUUUUUUAAGUCGUUCCCCUACUUUGAUCCUGACAGAAACAGGAUGGAUCGCAGACGUUCAUGUUCCUCAGAGGAUGAACUUUAAUGACUUUAGUUUAGGGCUGUCCCCAAAUCGCGAGUCUUUUUUUGAAGUUGAUGCAUCGGUCAGACGAAAAAAACAUUAAUUUAUAGUUUUGUUUUCUUAUAUAAACAAUUAACAUAAGCGCUGCCGUUUCUAUUCAAUACACCUACAAAUAUGAAACAUAUUUAUAAACUCUGCUGCCCAGUUAAGCCAAGUUUAUGCUCACCAUGUCUCCAAAAGUGAGAGUCAUUACGUAUUUAUCACAGCUAAUAGUUGCUCGAUGCUAUAUUACUGCUCUGAAUAUCCACUAAUACAAUUACCUGUAACAGUAUUUAUACACUACUUUUAUUUAAGUAAAUGAUCUGAGAAAUUCUUCCACCACUGGUGAUUUCCUUCCUUCAGUAUUUGCAGAUAGUUACUGAAUAUUUACUUAAAGGGACGGUUAGUAUUUUUUAAAUUGGGGUUGUAUGAGGUACUUAACCAUACUUUAUCUUAGACACCUAAACGAAUCAAUAUUAGAAUAUAGAAUAUUUUUACCUUUUUAUUUUGCUUUCAGACAGACCUUUCUGACGGGAACUGAGACGUUAUCUAUGCGCUCUUCAAAGACACCAGACUCCAUUGACAAAAACAGUGAUUUUACCACAAAGAGAACACAGUUGUUAGUCUACCGCUUCCUCGAUCUCCUCGUUUGUUUGUGUUAUUGUGAGACUUUGGUGUUUUAAAAGGUUAGUUCGGAUACUCAAGGGUCACAAAAACACAAACCAACUAACCAACCGAGGCAGCGUUGGACCAGCAACUCCUUUAUUCUGAGAGGUAAAAUGAUUGUUUUUGUCAAUGGAGUCUGCUGGCUUUGAAGAUUUCUAAAUAUAGCGUACACUUAAACUGAUAUAGAUUUUUUUAGGUGUCUAAAAUAUGUAAAAUAUGUGAAGUGUCCUGUCUGUUUCUCUAAACUCCAUCUACUGUAGUAAAACACUGAAUAUGGAGAAGAACCUCAUAAAACCACACUUCUUUUUUAGCUAACACAUUUUUAGUAACUAGAGACCCUUUUCUGACUGCAGUGUGUCUUGAACAUCACUGGAUUUUGUAAACUCAAGGCAUUAAGACCGAACAGUUAUGAGGUGGUAUUUAAGUCCUCGAUCGCAGAAAUGCAAUUUAUUUUUAAAAAACUGUAUUUUAGGCAGUUUUGUUGAAAGAAAGAAGAAAACCCAUCCAUCUUUUCCUCUCAGGUCUGGUCACCACUUUCUCUUCUGUAAAUGUUUUUCUGUUGUUGCCGCAUGAGAGUGGUGACCUUCACAUUAAUAACACUAAUGGCCUUUAUGUCUUGUGCCUUUUGGUUUAUUUGUAUUUUUUACAAUUACAUUUUUUUUUUUUAAUUUAGAUUCAAGAUAACAAUGAAUUUACAAACUUUUUAUAUUACUGUAUUUGUUCUGUUUGUAUUUAUUGACAACAAGAGUACAUUAAAACACUGAUGAUAUGCAUGUUUUUAUAGAGUUCUUCUGUACAGACUAACAUUCCUCCUCAGGAUACUUUACACACAUACAAACAUACAAACAUACAUAAAUACAGUACUGACAAACAAGUAACAUGUAAUAUUCAGCAGCUAAAUCAAUGCCGGCUGCUACAUUUUAUUCAUAUAACCUUCACCAAAGCAGGUGGAGGGUUCAGUGUCUUGCUCAGGGACACUUCAGGAGAGCAUACUGGUCCUUUUUUACCCUUUUAAGUUUCAGGACAGACUUCCUAUUUGUUUAAAGAGCAACUUAACACCCUGUUAAAACUUUUAAAAAAAAGGCAAAUCAGCUCUUUACAAGGCCGAGUGGAACCAAUGCGUAAGUGUCUUAAAGCUGCAUUCUCUCUAGUGUCCAUCAGGGGGCGACUCCUCUGGUUGUAUAGAAGUCUAUGAGAAAAUGACUCUACUUCUCUCUUGAUUUAUUCCCUCAGUAAACAUUGUAAACAUGAGUUUAUGGUCUCAAUCUCUAGUUUCAAGUCUUCUUCAAUACAGCAUAAUGUUCAUUUAGUAAAUGAUGCUCCAUUUAGAGUCAAACAGACCAGAAAGCAGGGGAUGCUUUAGGGCGGGGCUACACACUGAUUGACAGGUCGACACCAGAGACAUAUAAAUAAAGUGACUUCCUGUUCAUUUGAUGCAAAAAAGCCAAGAUGGCGACGGCCAAAUUGCAAACCAAUGGGUGAUGUCACCAUGACUACGUUCACUUCUUAUAUACAGUCUAUGGUCUUGACAAAUCAUUUCUCUUUCUGUGUAUUUUGUGCAUAAAUGACAACAAAACCGUGAUCCAUUAAUUGAAAAAUGAGUUGUUUAAACAUUUAAGCAACCUCUUUUCUAACAAAGUUGUUUUAAUUAAUCGCUAGCUCUCAAAUUUGUUGUGUGCUCACUCUUUCUUUUGUCGUAUUUAAACACUUCCCUACUGGGUUUUUUUCUGUCUUAGUCUUCAUUAGUGUAAUUGGUUACACUGGAGGCCAAAACGCUUGUGUUUCAAGUUUGUGUAAUUGCACCUAACCUACUUUCUGUGGCACAAUCUCUCAUCUCUUUCCAAAUUCCAUCUCCAAACAAGAAAUA